This is a messenger RNA of Ochotona princeps (American pika), 1035 nucleotides long. RefSeq names its product tyrosine 3-monooxygenase/tryptophan 5-monooxygenase activation protein beta (gene YWHAB). Lineage: Eukaryota; Metazoa; Chordata; Mammalia; Lagomorpha; Ochotonidae. The record is from RefSeq and is a predicted model, not a curated record. The coding region runs from base 236 to 970 and encodes 244 amino acids. Gene Ontology annotation, biological process: signal transduction. The transcript is spliced from 6 exons. Gene Ontology annotation, cellular component: cytoplasm.
CUUGAGCCCGACCGGAAGUGGUGGCCGGAGCGGAAGUGGAGCUGCCGCCACCGCCUCCGCCGCCGCCGCCGCCGCCGACUCCGGAGCCGGGGGAGCCGCCGCCUCUGCAGUGCCUGCAACCGCCCUCGCUGCUGCUAUUGCUGCUGCAGCCGCCGCCUGAGGCGCAGGCUUGGGAAGGAAGCAGUCGCCGCUCGCGGAGCUCCGCUCGGAAGCAUCUUGUCCCCCGGGAAUUACCAUGGAUAAAAGUGAGCUGGUACAGAAAGCCAAACUGGCCGAGCAGGCCGAGCGCUAUGAUGAUAUGGCUGCAGCCAUGAAGGCGGUUACGGAACAAGGGCACGAGCUGUCCAAUGAAGAGAGAAAUCUGCUCUCUGUUGCCUACAAGAACGUGGUAGGCGCCCGCCGCUCUUCCUGGCGGGUCAUUUCCAGCAUUGAACAGAAGACGGAGAGGAACGAGAAGAAGCAGCAGAUGGGCAAAGAGUACCGUGAGAAGAUCGAGGCGGAGCUGCAGGACAUCUGCAAUGAUGUUCUGGAACUGCUGGAUAAAUACCUUAUUCUCAAUGCUACACAACCAGAAAGUAAAGUGUUCUACUUGAAAAUGAAAGGAGAUUAUUUUAGAUAUCUUUCUGAGGUGGCAUCUGGAGAUAAUAAGCAAACCACCGUGUCGAACUCCCAGCAGGCUUACCAGGAGGCAUUUGAAAUCAGUAAGAAGGAAAUGCAGCCCACACACCCAAUUCGACUUGGGCUGGCGCUCAACUUCUCAGUCUUUUAUUAUGAGAUCCUAAACUCUCCUGAAAAGGCUUGCAGCCUGGCAAAAACGGCAUUUGAUGAAGCCAUUGCUGAGUUGGAUACACUGAAUGAAGAGUCUUACAAAGACAGCACCCUGAUCAUGCAGCUGCUCAGGGACAAUCUCACUCUGUGGACGUCGGAAAACCAGGGAGAUGAAGGAGAUGCUGGGGAGGGAGAAAACUAAUGUGUGUCGUGCUGUGUGAUCUGCUCAGUGUCACUCUACCCUCCACAUACAUCCCCUUGUGCGAU